This is a messenger RNA of Suncus etruscus (white-toothed pygmy shrew), 880 nucleotides long. RefSeq names its product death associated protein (gene DAP). Gene Ontology annotation, molecular function: death domain binding. The record is from RefSeq and is a predicted model, not a curated record. The coding region runs from base 85 to 393 and encodes 102 amino acids. Lineage: Eukaryota; Metazoa; Chordata; Mammalia; Eulipotyphla; Soricidae. The transcript is spliced from 4 exons. Gene Ontology annotation, biological process: cellular response to amino acid starvation; negative regulation of autophagy; apoptotic signaling pathway.
CCGCCCGCUCCGAGAGCGCCCGGAGUCCGCCGAGCCCCGCAGCCGCCGCCCCCUGGGGAGAAAGAAAGCUCAGCUCCGCGCACCAUGUCGUCGCCCUCCGAGGGGAAACUCGAGACCAAAGCCGGACACCCGCCCGCCGUGAAGGCCGGUGGGAAGCGGAUCGUGCAGAAACACCCUCACUCUGGAGACGCCAAAGAGGAGAAAGACAAGGAGGACCAGGAGUGGGAGGCUGUCAGCGUCGUCAAACCCACCGUCAUGAUCUCUGGCGUCGUGGCCCGGGGUGACAAGGACUUCCCUCCCGAGGCCGCCCAAGUCGCCCACCAGAAGCCUCAUGCCUCCAUGGACAAGCACCCCUGCCAGAGACCCCAGCACAUCCAGCAACCCCGAAAGUGACUGGCUUUGCCCUUGCCACAGUGGCAAGGAGGAAGGUUUCCCCCCAACACCACUCCCAGGGAACACCCCUCUCCCCUUGACGUGCCUGAAUCUGAGACUAGCAGCCAGCAGGCCCCUGGUCUCAUUUACAGGGUCCCUGGCAGUCAUUUGAGGGGCAUCGUGUCCACACACACACACCCUGUAAGGGUCUGUUAAGCAGAACAUACCAGAACCCAAGUCAAAUCCAGUUGAACCAAAGUGUAGCUUAGUUCUAUUUCAUUUAUCACCACCCCAAACCUUCCAUGCAAGAUGCAGGACCCCUGAGGAGAGCAGGGAGGGGCUUGGGCUUUUGUCUUUCCAGGGCCUCUAUGACCUCCCUCGACCCUAGUCUGGUCCCUGACACCUUUUUAGUCCCCUGAGCAGUACUGGGGGUCACUUUCUGAGCACACCCCUGAGAAUUGCUGGGUGUAGCCCAAUCUCCUCUCCCCCCCCCAAAAAAAAAAGGAAA